Messenger RNA from Grammomys surdaster, 2677 nucleotides. RefSeq names its product leiomodin 1 (gene Lmod1). The record is from RefSeq and is a predicted model, not a curated record. Lineage: Eukaryota; Metazoa; Chordata; Mammalia; Rodentia; Muridae. Gene Ontology annotation, molecular function: tropomyosin binding; actin binding. Gene Ontology annotation, cellular component: myofibril; striated muscle thin filament. The transcript has 3 exons. The coding region runs from base 191 to 1951 and encodes 586 amino acids. Gene Ontology annotation, biological process: muscle contraction; myofibril assembly; pointed-end actin filament capping.
GGGAGGCUGCUGUGUCCCCCCCAGCACCUGUAGUACAUACAGCAGGGCCCAAGGAGCUCAGUGCUUACCUAGCUGGGGCUUUGUACUCAAGCCCACUCCAUUCUAACCAGACUAGGGCUCCCUGUCCCUUCCCUGCUCACCACCAGCAAGCCCACCACAGUUGGUAGGAGCAGCUGCUCACUUUGCCAAGAUGUCCAAGGUAGCCAAGUACCGGCGGCAGGUGAGUGAAGACCCCGACAUCGACAGUCUGCUGUCCACCCUCUCCCCUGAAGAGAUGGAGGAGCUGGAGAAGGAGCUGGAUGUGGUGGACCCAGAUGGGAGCAUUCCCGUGGGACUUCGGCAGAGGAAUCAAACGGACAAACAGCCCUCUGGCUCAUUCAACCGUGAAGCCAUGCUCAACUUCUGUGAAAAGGAGAGCAAGAAACUUAUCCAGAGGGAGAUGUCUGUGGAUGAAAGCAAGCAAGUGGGAAAGAAGACAGAUGCCAAGAACGGAGAGGAGAAGGACAGUGAUGCCAGCAGAAAGGCCCUAGACUCCAGACAGGAGUCAAACCUGGGCAAGGAGCCGAAGAAGGGUGUUUUAAAGAAAAGCUUCUCCAGGGAUCGAGAGGAGACCGAUGGUGGCAGAGGGGGUGAGAAGCCCAAGGAGGAGAAGGUCAUCAGGGGUAUUGACAAGGGCAGGGUCAGGGCUGCGGUGGACAAGAAGGAGGCUGGGAAGGAUGGCAGAGAAGAAAGAGCAGCCUCCAUGAGGAAGGAAGAAGAGAGGACAGAGAAUGUCAGGAACGCAGGCUUGAGCAGAGACAAAGACAAGAAGAAAGAGGAGGUGAAGCCAACAGCAGAGAGCAGGAACAUAGUUGGGAGCCGGGAGGACGGGAGGCUGAAAGAGUCAAGUGAGAACAAGAAACCAGAGGAUGAGGGCAUAGGCUGUGGGGGCAGAGACUCGAGAAAGGAGGAUGAGAAAGUUAAGAACGAAGAAAAUCAACCUGAUAAGGGAGUCAGGGAAGAGAGCAAGCCCAAAGCUCCAGAGAAGCAGCCCCCCAGUGGUCCCAGCAAGCCCUCUGAUGGGCAAGCCAGAGCAGAAGAGGAAGCAGCUCCCAGUAUAUUUGAUGAACCUCUGGAGAAAGUGAAGAGCAACGACCCAGAGAUGACCGAGGUGAACGUCAACAACUCAGACUGCAUCACCAACGAAAUCCUAGUCCGCUUUACUGAGGCCUUGGAGUUCAAUACUGUGGUGAAGGUGUUUGCCUUGGCCAAUACGCGGGCUGACGACCAUGUGGCCUUUGCCAUUGCCAUCAUGCUGAAGGCCAAUAAGACCAUCACCAGCCUCAACCUGGACUCCAAUCACAUCACUGGCAAAGGCAUCUUGGCCAUCUUCCGGGCCCUCCUCCAGAACAAUACGCUGACAGAGCUGCGAUUUCACAACCAGAGGCACAUCUGUGGGGGCAAGACUGAGAUGGAGAUUGCCAAGCUGCUCAAGGAGAACACCACCCUGCUCAAGCUGGGCUAUCAUUUUGAGCUGGCUGGACCCCGGAUGACUGUUACCAAUCUGCUGAGCCGAAACAUGGACAAGCAGCGACAGAAACGGCUGCAAGAGCAAAAGCAGGCCCAGGAAGCCAGUGGAGAGAAGAAGGACCGGCUGGAGGUACCCAAAGUCGGGACUCUGGCCAAGGGCUCCCCCAAACCUUCACCCCAGACAUCUCCAAAGCCCGCUCCAAAGAACUCACCCAAGAAAGCAGGUGUUCCAGCAGCCCCGCCUCCUCCUCCCCCUCCACUGGCCCCACCCCUUAUCAUGGAGAAUCUAAAGAACUCACUCUCGCCAGCUACCCAGAGGAAGAUGGGAGACAAAGUGCUCCCUGCCCAGGAGAAAAACUCACGUGACCAGCUCCUGGCUGCUAUCCGUUCCAGCAACCUUAAACAGCUGAAGAAGGUAGAGGUGCCCAAGCUGCUUCAAUAGGACAGGCAGCCAGGCACUGGUAAAUGCCACGACUGUCUAGACUCUUGUCCCAGGGCUACACAGACCCCCGCCACCCCACCCUGGCUGAGCUGUUGCAGCUGUCCCUAUCCACCAUGGGAGAGCUCGAGACCUGGGCCAUGCUCGAGGGAGGACACCUCAUCUCUUCUCCCUUUCCUUUUCUUGUCUCUGAGGCUCUUCAAAAAUUGCUUUGAAACCUGGAGCUGAAGUAUUGGGACAAGAGGAGUUCUUUACGCACGUCACAGAGAGAAGAUGGCACUGCCCAGAGCCCAUGUAGCAGGCAUGCUGCCAAAGGCUUAUGAUGCAGAAAAGAUGUCUCCCAGGGACCACAUAUGGACCCCCAGCCUCACUGCCUCCAGGGCCAGGAUUCAGGCCUCUGAGGAGCCCUUGGGGCAAAGUUGCUGGGCCAGUGGCACUCUAUGGGACAGUGGUAGAAGGACGGAGGACAUGGGAGUCCAAAGGCAGAGCAAGAGGGCUGGGGAUGCUACAAACCUCCAUCUGAUAUGCCUGGGCAGCGGGCAUGGUUGGACAGUGCCUGAGAGAGGGUGGGCUCCAGUUGGGAGUAGAAAGACAGAUAGGCGCGGCAGCUGGACCUGAAGGGUUGAUGCCAAAGCAGAUGUUUUUUUCACAUCACCUGCUGCUGUAUAAAUAGCUAUAUAUCUGUUUUUCCAUAAGAUUUUGAUAAUAUAUACAAACCUUUAGCUGCAA